GGGUUAUGUGACAAUUAAAAAGCAGUUCUAUAUAGAAAUUAAAUUUUUUGGGGCGUUAUAAGAAAUUUCAGUGAACGUAUAUAUAUUUCGGUACUGUUUAAAAAUGAUAUAUUGAUAUAGUUGCACAAACAUACACAGAAAUGGCAGAGUCAAACUUCAGUAAAGUCGAUGAAUAUGGAUUUGAGAGGCACGAAGAUUUUGAUUUCGAGAGCUAUGAACAAUUCAUGUCAGUAUACUUACGAGUUCUCGCAACGCGAGCUCAGAAAUGGGCCUCACUCCUCGGCGAAGGAAAGUCGGUGAAGCGCACUAAUAUCGUCAAAAGAUACGUUCGCAAAGGAAUUCCAAGUGAACAUAGGCCUGCGGUAUGGAUGGCAAUAUCGGAUGCAGAAAAGAUGAAAAAUCAAAGCCCUGAUCUUUAUCACAAAAUUUUAGACAGACCCUUUGAAAAAGAAUUGGUAGAUUUAGUUAAAACAGAUUUACCUAGGACAUUCCCAGAUAAUAUAUAUUUCACAAAGGAGGCUAAUCAUCAGACACAUCUGUUUCACAUACUUAUAGCAUACGCACACAACAACCGUGUGGUUGGCUAUUGUCAAGGACUGAACUACAUUGCAGGUUUAUUGCUGCUUGCAACAAAAAGUGAAGAAGUAUCAUUUUGGUUGCUGAAAGUACUUGUAGAAAAGAUUCUUCCAGACUAUUACUCCAAGACUAUGGAUGGAUUGAUUGUAGAUAUAGAAGUUUUAUCAGAGCUUGUCAAAUCUAAAGUACCAGAUGUUCAUCAGCAUGUGAUAAACUUGGGACUUCCCUGGGCUGUCAUUACGACCAAAUGGUUUGUUUGUCUGUUUGCUGAAGUUCUGCCCAUAGAGACUGUGCUAAGGAUAUGGGAUUGCCUAUUGUAUGAAGGCUCUAAAAUUCUAUUCAGAGUCUGCCUGACACUAAUAAAAUCCAACCGGCCAGCAAUAAUGUCCUGUAAUGACUUUACAUCACUAGCAGAAUGUUUUAAAGCUAUUGUGAAAAAUGCUAGUGCUCUGCACUGUCAUGAAUUCAUGCAGGCAAUAUUUAAAGUACCUGGUACUCUAUCUAACUCAACUAUAACGAAACUCAGAGCCCGAUUUGCAAAACAACGACGUGAACAACUGCUAAAAGAGCAGCGGUAAACUUUUUUCGGGGGUUUCCCACAAAUUUUGAUCUCACCUUUUUUUUUUUUAUACUAAUCAGACUUGUCUUCUACAACUGGUGUGUUGCUAAGAGUUAAGUAUUGGGUGGAGUGGCCACUUAGACCAUCAUCUUAUUGUUCUAGGUAGACUCAGUUAUAAAGACUAAGUACAAUAAAACUAUUGUUAACUAAACCACGAGUACAUAUCUAGUGGCAUAGCUGCUCCUUGUCUACUUACUUGUCGUGCACUGUAUAAACAUUUUUAAGGUUCCGUACCCAAAGGGUAAAAACGGGACCCUAUUACUAAGACUCCGCUGUCCGUCUGUCUGUCUGUCAGCAGGCUGUAUCUCAUGAACCGUGAUAGCUAGACAGUUGAAAUUUUCACUAAUGAUGUAUUUCUGUUGCCGCUAUAACAACAAAUACUAAAAAGUACGGAACCCUCAGUGGGCGAGUCCGACUCGCACUUGGCCGGUUUUAUUUAUUCUCUAUGUGAGCUCUGUGCCAGUCCAGGGCAUUUGAGUACCGAAAUGGAGUUAUUCUAAAGUCUAUUUAUCCAAAGGAACGCAUUUAUGCAGCCUACGUCAUGUAUACAAAAUGUUGAUAUGGGGCUGAGGAGA
Molecule: messenger RNA, 1770 nt
Organism: Cydia strobilella
Lineage: Eukaryota; Metazoa; Arthropoda; Insecta; Lepidoptera; Tortricidae
Product: growth hormone-regulated TBC protein 1-A
Exons: 6
Coding region: 141-1154 (337 amino acids)
Source: RefSeq, a predicted model, not a curated record